AAAGAAGUGUAUGAAAACAGCAUCAUAGCAAGUGAAUGAAUGAUAGACGGAUAUACCCCAGUAUCACGUGUGACGCUACGGGCGAUAACCCGCACUUAUCAAUUGAAACUUGGCACAUCAUUAUCAUCUUCACCGACCACUCCAGACCUGGCCUUUCUUUUGUCCGUGGUCAUUCUAGCUGGUCUGUCUGUACUCUCUGUGGGUUACUAAUGCCUCCCCUUGAUUCUUUCUCUGUUGGUUCAUCAUAAUUCAUUUAUCUCGCCCCGAUAUAGUUCUUCUUCCCCUCCGUGCCUCUGCCCGUUGUACUAACCGUGGAUCGUGUUCAUAUACAGAAUGUCGGGGAAUUACACCUAUCCUCCCGCCUCUCUUCGUGUACCUCGUGGAAGCCGUGCCGGUGAUAGACCACAGUAUCCUACCGCAAACAGUUUACAGCAUCUGCGAGAUCUGUUGCAUUCAGAACGUAACCACAGCACCACCCGCGCUUUAGAGACUCUAAACGAAGAGAUAGAAGAGUAUCGCUCCGGCCGUGUGUGGGACCAGCCAAGCUUCGAAGAGACUGGAGCAACGGUUGAUAGACAGAUACAGCAACAUAUCCCACGCCCAGGCAUGCAGAGAUUGCGAGCUCUAAAUAUCGCUGCGACAUACACCGACUCUAGUACUAGUACUGCCGAUGCUUCUAUACCCUCUAACGGACACUCUACUCGUUCCAGGGGAAGUAGCAGGGCAGGUCAAGAAGAAAGGAAUCGAGGCCCCACUUCCAAUCAACUCAGAGACGAAUCCGCACUCCAUAUCGAAGCAGCCACCGGCAUGUCUCAGGAAGCGGAUGGAGGCCGGCGGAGGGUUAAACGUAGAAAGCUCGAAUCAGAUGACAACAGAGAGGGUUUGCAGAGCUUCAGGUACGGACAGUAUGGCCAGGUUGUGUCCGGAGCCCUCAGGAUGGAAUUGGCUAGCUGCGAUGGGGGCACUUAUGAAACCGAUGGUGAAAGCACAUGGCCCGAGAACGUCCUUCGCAACGACUCUUCUGUUUACUGUACAAAAUCAGACCGGUGUAAUCUGAUCUUGAAGCAUCGUGGAGAGACCCCGUUCUGCUUGAAAAAGAUCGUGAUUAAGGCUCCCAAGUCUGGCUACGAUGCUCCGAUACAAGAAGGAAUGGUUUUCGUAUCCAUGACUUCCGACGAACUUCUGACCCGUACAGCCCAGUACCAAAUCCAGUAUACAUCUUCUCAACGAAGCCGGCGAAAUCGUCGGAGUGACAUGCAGCCUUCCCAGGAAUAUUUGAAUGCAUACCGGCAUCCUCUACAGUCUCUGACUGGCCGGGACUCUUAUUCAGAGUCGGAUACCGAUAUCAGUGACCCCAUAGGGCGAAAUGCAGGCACUAUUCCUGACCCGAUGUUAGGAUUUCGGGUUAUAACAGACUAUGAUGAGCGUUCUGAGAAUAGUGAUAACGAUGAUCGGGGAUAUGGGAACGAUUUACCAUCCCUUGCGGAUGUGGAGAGACUACAGAUGGACCAGGUGGAGGACGAUUUUCUUUGUUCGGAAAGCGAUGACAGCGAUAGCGAUGAAGAUGCAUCCGAGUUAAGCACGUACAACCGCCGACGCCGCGAACUACUCAGGCGCGUGACAUCCAUGCGUCGCCGAUACGUCAUGGAAAGAAACGGGCAGCCAAGACGACGCGAGGUCCCCAGUAUAAUUCAACCUAUACCACAGCCCUCCCCCUCAGGUCCACACACUGGUUCCGAUGCUCAGAAUCCUGAUCUAGAAUUGCUAAAACCUCACGCUCGUUUCUUCAUUGAACGAACCAAGAGCAUGGUCAGCAUUACAUUCGAUCCACCUCCUUCCGGGAGAUACAUUCUGAUAAAGCUAUGGAGCCCCCACAACGGAGGCAACAUUGAUAUACAGAGCAUCAUAGCACAUGGCUACGCUGGGCCAAGAUUCUUCCCUGCCGGAGGUUUCAGGUAGAUAAGCCUCGCGGGCUCUUGUCUGUGACAGAUGCUAGACUACCGAAAUAUUAUGUGCGCUGAGUCGAGAUUUGAAUAAUGAAGUCUUAUGAAAGAGAUGCCCUAACUUUCCAGGUCAUGGCCACUUUCACCUU
Molecule: messenger RNA, 2092 nt
Organism: Aspergillus pseudotamarii
Lineage: Eukaryota; Fungi; Ascomycota; Eurotiomycetes; Eurotiales; Aspergillaceae
Exons: 4
Coding region: 334-1959 (541 amino acids)
Source: RefSeq, a predicted model, not a curated record